AGUGAGCUUUACACGCCUUGUCUUUCCCUAGCCUAAAGCCUUGUCUUUCCCUAGCCUCUACCUCUCUGUGAGUUAAUUAGUAAGUGUCUAUACAAAUCAAACCCCAAAUACACAAAACCUCAAAUCUUUGAAAGAAAAAAGUAAAACUGAGAAAUAAAAACACUCUUUCAAUUUGAAGAUAAAGCAAUGCCUCUUCGUGAUCUUCCAGUGCAACUCAGGAACUUCAUCAUUUAUAUAAUAGUGCUGGUGCGAUUGAUUACACAAAGAUCGUUUCGCUCGUUUCAGGGUGAACCACUACCUCAAACUCGAGUUACUUCAAGACCUUCAAUACCUUCAAUGCUAGGUAUGACAAACCUCUCUCAGUAUCGCACAGCUAUCAUAAAUGAUAGAUGGGUCAUUGCUAAUAUCAUUUCAUCAAUGAUUGGAGGCCUUCUGUACGGGUACUCAUUGAGCUUCGUUGGGGGGUUGAUAACUAUGAAGACGUUUGUUCAUGCUAUAUCACCAGAGUGGUUUGAGGCCUCUGAAAAGGCUAAAACCACGAACUUCUGCCCAUACAUCGACACCCCAAUGGCUUUACUCUCGGUUAUUAUACCGUUUUCUCUUAUGCUUGGUGUAGUUGUUGCAACUACAGUACACAGAACUUGGAGGCCACAAGUACUUAUCGUUCUUGGCCUAAUAAUUAUACUAUCCGGUGUUAGUAUGGUAUGGGCUUUACCGAAGACAGUUGGUGCAAUUAUAGCACUAUGUCUCAUUGGAUUCGGUAACGGUAUGAUCCGUGAGGUCAUACCUAUAUAUUAUAUUCAAAAGGGCCCCGAGCAUUUCUCCACACUAAUUGAGAAUACAUACAACUUUGCGAAUGCUCUUGGUCCACCUGCUAGUUUAGUUGUAUAUUACUGUAUACUAAGAUAUAGUUCAGAUAAAAAAUGGAUUGUAGCUUUUAAGGUUAUAGGUGUGUUUGCUCUACUUCUUUUUGUUUUUGUUUUAAUUUCCCUAAAAAGUGUUCAGGAAAGGGAAAUAAUAGAAUCUGAUAGGCCCUUUCGUGAAAUUGUAGGAAGAUAUAAAAGAACUAGUAUAUUUGUAGUGAGCUAUGGCCUCAUUCCCCAACUUAUAGGGUUUGCGCCAUUAGCUUUUUAUGCGCCGUUAGUGUUUGAGUCAUUAGGUUUACGGGAUCGGGAACCCAUAUUGGCAUCGAUGGUAGCAGCCUUUUGUGUGUUCGGGUUCACAAUUCUUGUGACAUUCCUUCUCAUUCCUUUUCUUGGACGAAGAAAGGUGCUAAUUUGCUCUUGCCUAGUCAUGAGUGCACAGGCUGCUUUGUCUAAACUACUGCACUCACAGAAACAUCACCCGGACAAACCUGGAAAUGUGGUGGCAAUUGUCAUCAUGCUUGUGACAUGUGCAGGGUAUGCCGGCUUUAGCGGAUUUCAUGGUUGGACUCGGCAUGGUGCACCUAAACAAAUUGAUAGAGUGAUGCGAGCAACCACGAACGUCAUGAGCUUGAAACUCAUGGUGUCAUUAGCAUCGAUUGCCCCAUUUAUCAUUUGUGCUUUUGCAAAGUCUACUUUCAUUAUAGGAUGUGUUGUUUGUAUUUUAUAUAUAGUUGUAGUAUAUGUUUUUGUAUAUGACUGACAUGAAAUAUAUUUCUUCGAUCUUCUACUAUUUUAUCCUCACAAGAAUGUAUGUAUCUCACUUCUUAUCUGAUCUUCAUAUUGAUCAUAUUUU
Molecule: messenger RNA, 1719 nt
Organism: Cuscuta epithymum
Lineage: Eukaryota; Viridiplantae; Streptophyta; Magnoliopsida; Solanales; Convolvulaceae
Source: the annotation of a GenBank genome assembly